AUGAGUAACCCACCACAUAAAUCGAAUUUAUCGGCACGCGCGCCUAUGCCAGCCUUCGGCACCUUCGGCUUGCACCAGGCAUCGGCUUCACUUCUACUAGAGAAAAGCCACCCUGGGUUGCGGCGCUCAACACCCGACUCAGAGGCUCUCGCUUCAUCCGACGACGAGGUCGAACAUGCCAAGGGGUCCGCCACUGGCAACGUUAAGGGGAACAGACAUGGACGAAGAACCUCUUGGCUCAACGAUGUCACAUCCUCAAAUUCUAAUCGAAAGCCCUCCAUGACAGGUCUGUACAGUCCCUCCACAUCUCAUCCGGGUACCCCUGGCACUGAACAGGCACCAUGGUUGGGUACAAACAUGAACAACCCAGGCGCUACGACAUGGCACAACCCAGGAGCAGCUCCUUAUGCUUGGCCAAACAUUUGGAGUCAAGAUGCUCGGAAAGACCCGCCCACAAGGCUUCAGGAGGUGGUGCCUACCAAUGGCGAAGGAAUACCGUUCUCUAUUCCGUUGCAGCCCACGCCUAAGACAUAUCGUUCGCAGUCGUAUUCGGUGGGUCAGCUUGACAUGACCGCUGCUCCAGGCCCUGCAAACCCAGUAGCCACAUCAGGCGAACCGACCAGAAGUAGACCUGCUGGUAACUAUCCGUCCUUGCAAAGACGAACGUCCAGAACAAGUGGGAUAGGUGGGUUGGACUCUGUCGGUCUUGGCCGACUUCGUGAGGUGGACGACGAUGAGGAAGAAGCUCGUAACCCCGAGAGACCCAGUGCCGUUGCGACCGAGCAAGCCCGUAUGAUUGAGCGGCUUGAGAAAGAGAAUGCUCAACUUCGACAGGCUGCACAAAGUCGGGACAGAACCAUGUCAGGCACCUCCGCGACAACUCAACCACCACCAGGUUUCAGAAAUACCCGUUUGACAAGAGCUGUGCCGGAAGAAGCCGAGACAGCUAUUGAUGACCAGGACGAAGUCGCCUUCAUGGGUAGAAACGGGGUCCACCAACACCCUGUCCGACGAAUGAGUGAGCAAGCUGCGGGAUUUGUUGACCGACCAGAGCCUCCCGGGAUAGAAAACCGAAGCCUGGAGGGGAUGAGAAAAGCCCACUGGCAAACCUCGCUCGGAUUUGGCCCCAUACCAGAAGCACCCCAGAGUCGACGACACUCUUUCGCUGAUGUGCCAACGCGGCACGGAUCUAUCAGCUCGAGUGGUGAGAAACAUUCAAACGUUCGUUUUUGCUCCCUAUAUCAUGAACUGAUUUUCUCAGUAGGCGAUAACGAUGUGAGGGCGUAUGGAAAUGGAUCCCAAACCAUUUCCCAAGGCGAUGAUCGUGAGUUGAAACCUUGCUGUCUUGUUCGAGUCGUCCACUGUUCGACACGCCUGCAAAGAGCCAAAUACUUCCAUUCCAACGAAUCCCAACGCCGUUUAGCAGAUGCCCGUGUCCAUCAAUCACAUCAGAAUUAUGGACAACAUCUCGGUAUGGGCCAAUUUGGCGAACCAUUUAUGCAACCGCUCUUCAUCGUCAACUUCAAGUGUUGCCGGUCAGAUGUCUUUUACAUCCAAGAAGGAACAGGUCUUCAUGUCAAUGUCGGCGACCUUGUCAUUGUCGAAGCAGAUCGAGGUACUGACUUAGGUACUGUCCAACAUACCAAUAUCUCAUGGGAAGAUGCCCGACGCUACAAAGAAUACUAUGCUGAGGAACACUACAAGUGGUUGAUGAUGUUUUCUUUGCAAAGUCGUAACGGGGGUCCCAACGUCGUCAAUCCAAAUGGUUUGAACGGCCGUCCUGGGAGCGCAGUCGGUGGCAUGGGACCUCAGGGUCCUCAUGGUCCUCAUGAUGGGACGCAUCCAGAACUCAAACCGAAACUAAUCAAACGUCUCGCGCAAACUCAUGAGAUUCAGGCAUUGAAAGAGAAAGAGGGCAACGAAGCCAAAGCGAAGCGCAUCUGUCAGCAGAAGGUUAUGGAGCAUCGAUUGAACAUGGAGAUUCUCGAUGCGGAAUUCCAAAUGUUAGUUCCUCAUCAUUCGCCGAGGACGAAGGUGACUAAUCUGUUGUUCAGGGAUAGCAAGAAACUUACCUUCUACUAUUUUGCCGACAGCUAUAUCAAUUUCAACCACCUGGUCACUGACCUCUUCAAGAUCUACAAAACCCGAAUCUGGAUGUCCGCUAUCAAUCCUGCCUCGUUCCAAACCCCUACCGCUUCUCUUGGUAUAACGCCAGUAUACAAUGCAACGCCGGGUGACGAGCGACAAAGGAGACGACCGCAACAACCACAGCAGACUCAAGGACCUGGGCCCCAGCAAAUCACGACUCCUUUUGGAGACACGUUUGAGAUUGAUCGAAACUUCAACAAUCAGUCCCAAGCAAUGCGGAACCCAUACUACAACCAAUAUCAAGAUGUGGGUGCCGACCCAGCAGGUCUGCAACAGGGCGCAGCAUCUUAUGCACCAACGAUGCCGGGUCAGAUGGACCCUUUCAUGUCCUUCUAUGGUCAAGCAUAUCCUGCAGCCCUUAAUCCAAGUGCUCCAAAUUUCGCCACCAGUCGGCCCGACUAUAGGAGUCGAAACGGCAAUCGGCAAGAUUGGAUGGGGCAAUUUCAAGGUCUUUCCCUUGGGUCCUAG
This is a messenger RNA of Exophiala viscosa, 2616 nucleotides long. RefSeq names its product PSP1 C-terminal conserved region-domain-containing protein. NCBI's taxonomy places the organism in Eukaryota, Fungi, Ascomycota, Eurotiomycetes, Chaetothyriales, Herpotrichiellaceae. The record is from RefSeq and is a predicted model, not a curated record. Gene Ontology annotation, cellular component: cytoplasm. Bases 1 to 2616 code for a protein of 871 amino acids. The transcript has 2 exons.